AUGGGUACAGCACCGUGUUACAAAAGGAAAAACGAGGAAGUGAAAGUAGCUCAUCGGGGACAUUUGAGUGAUAAGAGUAUGAAAGUAUAGCAUAUUCAAAUAUGAGAGUCUAACAAUGAGGACUUUCCAGAGUAAUAGGGUGAAGAAUAAGAAGAAGAGGAAGAAGAAGAAGUAAGAUCUGUAAUAAUCAACUGUAGAACAUAGUUUAUGAUUACAUUUAAGGUGAGUUGAUUUAGGAGGGAUGUAAUGUAUACUCUGCAUUGAAUACUUUAAAUGGGUAACUUUUAGCAUUAAAAAUUGUAUUAAUUUCUAUAAUGAUAGUUCAAAUUAAGUUCAGAAGAUGACUUUGAUAAUGUAAUUAGUAUUGUAGACAUUCUCAAAAGGUUAGAAUUCAAGAAUAUCCAUCAAAUAAUAGGUUGGGAUUACUCAGUGUUCAAAAAUGAAGUAAUCUAAAAUGAAAUUAAAAUACUGAUGCCUUAUGAGAGUGGAGGUUCAAUAAGUUGGUUGUUGUAGAAAUUCAGUUCCUUUUCUCCUUAACUUGCUAUUAUGUUUAUGAAACAAAUAUUGUAAGGAUUAGAAUAUCUUCAUAGUUAAGGCAUACUACACAGGUAUCAUUGAUCUUAAAUAAGGAAUCUAAAAACAUCAAAUGUCUUAGUGGAUGGAGAAGCAAAUGCUAAAUUGAGUGACAUCUACAUUCUAAACAAAUAUAAAUUAUCUAUGUACAGUGCUCCUGAAUGUUUCAAUGGAUAGGAGUACUCUCAGUAUUCUGACGUAUGGAGUGCUGGUUGCAUAUUUGUCGAAAUGCUCACUAAAAUGCCACCAUGGCAUCAUUUAUCUUCUGACAUUACGCUAGAUCAAAUACGAAACUCUAUCAAUAAAGGAUGUAAGAUUAUUAUAUUGAAAUCAACUAGAAUUAUUUCAAUUCAAACGCAUAACUAAAUCAGAAGACAUUUUGUAGAUCCUCAAUAAGAUUUUUAAAUUGAAUCCAAAAGAACGAUCUACACCUAAUUAGUUGCUCGCUCUUCCUACCUUUAGAAGUAUCAACAUAUUUCUAAUUUGAGAUCUUGAAACUGAACCAUUGAGAUCUGUAGUAAUCUCAACCUACAGACAAUAUCAUACAAAACAUGAUGACAGAAGAUCAUUCAAAUUAUAGACUAGCAAUAUGUCUAGUUCCAGUAUGCAUGGUGGCUUAUCAGUUUCAAUAAGAAGGAGCAACAACCCUGAUUCAAGUAAAUAUCAAUAAGUUCUGUAAUAAUUGAAGUCUAUUCAUCAAGACUUCAAUAGAACUGAGAAUAUGUAAGAAACACAGCUACUCUCUCACAAUGAUCUAUGCAAUGUUGUAACAAGAAAGAUUCAGAUCGAAGCUAAAAUCAAGGAAAUAGGCAUUCAUCAUAUCCACUAAGACAAGAAUGCCUUAGUUGAAAAUGGACUGAUUAGACCAAAAGAAGGACCAACCUAAAUUGCAAAAAUCUCUGUCAAUGGUAUCCCAGAUCAAAUAUGUAAGAAUCAAGUGCACAAACCUCCCAUUAAUCAAACAAGUCAGCAAUAUAAAUCAAUCAUGCAAAGUGGGGGUCUAGAUAACAUACAAACUAUUAGAUCCAGUGAGUUCGUGAAAAGCAAUGAACAAAGUGUUGAACGAUUACCUGUUGUUGUCUAAAAUAAGCAAUUGAGUGAAUCACAACAAUUAGAAGAACUAAUGGCUUAGCAAUUCUAUUAGAAUCAGAUAAAUCACAAUAAAUAAGAAGAGAUUAAACCUAAAAUCAAUCUUAUUGACAUUGAAAAAAUGAUGAUGGAUUAAUUCUCAUCUUCAGUGCUCAAAGCAAAUCAAAAUGAAGAAGACUCAUUAAUUGAAAAAUCUGAAUAAUAGGAAUACUAGUAAGAAACCAAAAAUAUUAAGUCCGAAGUACUGAUUAUCAAUAAUAAUAACAUCCAAGAUCCAAACUACUUUGAAAAUCUUAUGUAAUAAUAAUAUUUGGAGGAUGAUGAACAGGAAAUAGAUGAACUAUAGAAACUCGAGGAACUCAUCUAAUAAUAAUAUUAUAAUAUACAACAAAAUGACAUUAAUUUAGAUAAAUUGAUUUAAAAAUAACUAUCCAAUCAUGAUAAAUCACCACGUGAUAAGGUAAUUCCACUCUAAGAAGAAAAGCAAGAAGAAAUCCUGUAAGAAAACGUAUCCAUUAUUGGUAUUCAUUCACUUUUAUAGUUUUUCUAGCUUUUGAUAAACUAGACCAGUCUCUGAAAAAUGAAAAUGACCUGUUAAUAGAGGAUGAUUUUAUAUAUAUGUUAUGA
Paramecium octaurelia is the source of this 2289-nucleotide messenger RNA. Lineage: Eukaryota; Ciliophora; Oligohymenophorea; Peniculida; Parameciidae. The record is from the annotation of a GenBank genome assembly.